UUAAGUUCCUUUCCCUUGCAUGGUUUAGCAACCAAACUACAGUGUGAGCCGUUGCUUCUAGUUUUUCUUUUCAUUUUCUUCCAUUUUCCUUGCUCAGCACUUUCAUCAAAGUUCUAACCGUCACUUCACUCUCAGCUUUUAUCACUCUCUCCCUCCCUCACUCUCUGUAUCUCUCUUUCUCCCUAACCAAACCCAGAUCAUUAUAAAAGUCAUGGAAUGUGAAGUUGCUAAUAGUAAUAAUAAAAAUCCAUUUCCCUCAACUGCAAUUUCACCACCUCAUUCAUCGCUGCCAAUUUCUGCACCUAUAUCACCACUGAGAAGGCCGAAAGAUGAAUACUUUAGGUGUAGAAAGCUAGGCCACUGGGCCAAUGAAUGCCCAAAUAAAUCCUCAAAGAAAUCAGCUCAAUCAAGUCCUUCUAGCUCUAAUAAGAAAUCCAUCAAGCAUGGUUCUAUUUCUCCAAUGGUUCGAUGUCUUUGUGGCAGAGGCUUUUGUCUCAUUCUCAUUUCCAAGACAGAAAAAAACCCUGGCAGGAUGUUUGAUACUUGCCCUGGCGAUCAAAAACUGGGUAAGUGCGGGUUUUUCAAGUGGUAUGAUCAGUUCAGUUGUAUUACUACUAGAACUCCUAUGUGCCCUUGUGGUGCUGGGAUUUGUAGAGUUAAUAAAUCCAAUGACCCAAAUGGAGAAUUAUGGUAUUUUGCGGCUAAUCUAGCCAGCUGGUACCAAAUCUUAGAACUAUAUAUCAAUUUGAUAUCAAGGUGGUAUCAAAAGUAAAGACAAGAAUAUCAAUUUAGUCUAAAUGUCCAAUUUCCAACAACGGAGUGUGACUUGGCAAGCCGAGGAGGUAUAUUCCGGUUGUUUUGUUCCCUCGGCGUGUGCCAAAUCAAUUAACUUUGUCCUCUCAAUUAACUUUGUCCUCUCAGCUUGGCAUGUCACCCUCCGUUGUCGAAAAUUGGACAUUUAAACUAAAUUGAUAUAUUUUUCUGUACUUUUGGUACCAUUUUAAUUCAAAUUAAAGCCUUGUAUCAAAUUGAUAUACGGUCUUAAGGUUUGGUACCAGCUGGACAAUUUACCAGUAUUUUGCUUGCCGGGUUAAGAAGUAAAUGCUAUUAUGUGCCUGUAAAUCCUUUCUUCAUAUAUUGCAACCGAUAGUAGGAUAUACAGAAAUUUAAAAUCAGUUCAUCCUGCAUCAAAGUUUAGAAGUUUUCAUUGGGUUAUGUAUCUUGUCAUUGUGACAGUUCCUUCUAGUGCUCUUUAGGUGUUUUUCAUGAUCCUAAUGAAAAUUUUGGGACUUUGAUGCAGAACCAAGGAGCUUGUAAGUUUAAGCAGCCUGCAGGUACGAACAAAAUACUAUGAAUCAAAGGGAUGGGCGUGAAAGCAAUGGAUGUUAUUCUCUUUUAUCCAGUUUUGAUGCUGAAAGUAAUGACUUGGACAAGAAAGAAAUGAGUUCUGAGAUAAAUGUAGAGUCACCACUUGCACAAAUUGCUGAAAAAUUCCCCAGAUUUACCAGUUGUUGCUCCACAUUCAGACCAAGAGGACAUUCCCGAUACGGGCAUAGUCAUGCAAGAGGCAGAGUACUUGGAUCCCAUGACAGCAAAGCCACUUCAACCUUUCUAACUAAUGGCUCAAUCACAGUGUCCUUGCGUGAAAGAGUCAUGGAGGGAUAUUUCUGUUGUAGGGAAUACCAUAAGUAAAGAUCUUUGUUUUCUGAUUUUUCUUUUUCUUUUUAUAUUGGUUUGGCAUGCUAUGGGGACAGAGGUUGUGGAUGUGAGGGUGUUUGUUGUUGGUUUUCACUUUAGCAUUUAAUUAUUGUUACUAGCAUUAUCAGCUUACAGAUAUA
Molecule: messenger RNA, 1838 nt
Organism: Ricinus communis (castor bean)
Lineage: Eukaryota; Viridiplantae; Streptophyta; Magnoliopsida; Malpighiales; Euphorbiaceae
Exons: 3
Coding region: 212-772 (186 amino acids)
Molecular function (GO): zinc ion binding; nucleic acid binding
Source: RefSeq, a predicted model, not a curated record